CCGCCCACCGCGCGCCACUCCACACCGGGAGCAGCGCGUGAGGCUGAUGCAGCCACAGAUGGAUGGAUCCGCGAGGGAGGAAAGAACCGGCGCCGUGACACAACUGGAGUAAAGAGGAGGCGGUCGGUGAGUACAACCGAGAGAACAAAUAUAGAGCAGAGAGGAGGAGGAAACAUCCCGCUGGAGGCUGCUUCAGUUCUGCCCGCACCGAUGUCCGAGGCCCGUCCGGUGCCUGAGACCGAGACGGAGCGCACUGGAGCGGCGGCUGGAGUGUUGAGCUUCGUGGGAACCUCUGGAGCUGUUCUCCGGGACUGAGACUCUGUGCAAGGACAUUGCAGCUCAUUCUUGUUGCUAUCGAAGUGGAAGUGGCUGCAUCCUGUGAUAGACCAGUGACCUGUUUUGCUGUCCAGCGAUGGAUUCCCCCACAGAUCUAUUUGACGAUUCUGCUCCUCACAUACAUUCUUUCGCUCCUGCUCUCAACUCAUCAGAUCUCCCCGGGGUUCACCCUCAGGCCGGUCGCCCUCCUCCGGCCUUCAGACCCCCUGGCUUCCCCCUCAUCCACCACCUCCUCCAGCCAGGCGGAGGCCACAGGAGGAUCGGAGGACUACUCAACCCAAACCUAAGCUCACAUAGACACCUGGAAGAUAGAAAUGUGGAGGAAGAGGAAGGAGUACAGGAUGGACAGGUGGAGCAAGGGUUGGAAGGAGGAGAGGAGGGAGUGAUGGAGGGAGAGGACAACUUGUUAGGGGUGAAGAAGAGGCACAGUGAUGCUGCCCUGACGGCCGAGUGGAGUCAAGACGUCCUGAAAGUGAAGAGGAUGAAGCUGGAAGGCCGACAGAGGGACGGAGAGGCAGAGGAGGGAGCCAAGAGGCGUGAGGGAGGGAGGGCAGGGAGGAGAAGAGAGAGGGAAGAGCUGAAGGAACAGCUGGAGGAGGCGAGAGAAAGACUGCAGGCGCUGCAGGAGAAAGUGUGGAGGGCUUUCGGGGAAAAGCACAUGGCGGAGGAGGAGAAGAAAAGGAAGCACAGCAACAGAAACAGCGGUGGAGGCGAUGGAGAUGUGGGGAUGCUGGAGGAGGAGGAUAUCACAGAGGGGAUGUAUGAUGAAGAGGACAUCGAUGGUGGAGAGAUGGAAAAGGAGUCUUUCUCUCUUCUCUCUGCUUCCCCGUUUGACAACUUCCACAAACGCAAAGAUGAUAAAGACAGAGAGGGGAAAAUGGAGAGAGGACGAAGAGGAGGAGGAGGAGGAGGGCUGCACUUUGAGGGUUUGAUGGAGGGAUCAGGGUUGUGGUUAGACUGUGGAGGGCUGGUGAGGGGAGACUGGGAGGGAGGGAUGGAAGACGAGGGUGAGGAAGGAGGGCAGAAGUUUGCUCAGGCUCUGAAGCUUGAGCUGGGCAGCGCCGUGGCCCGAGUCAUCGACCGAGUCCUCCGCCUUUACACCGAGAUGACAGACUUCACUCCUUCCUCCCCUCCGGCCGCCAUCUCUUUCCUCCCGUCAGAUCCGGGGAACGAGGGAGGCAAGGAGAGGGGAAUGUGGAUGGGGCUGUUAACGAGAGGAAGACGGGAGGAAACGGCGAGAGGGAAGGAGGAGAAAACAGGAGGGCAGGACGGAGAACGAGAGAAGCAGCUCCAGAAGAUGAGCAACGGGAGCUCGAUGCCUCCUGGACCGCCUCAUCGCACCGAACCGCCAGAUCUGGGGAUGCCAUUGGCUGUUCAGAGGUCAUCUGACACACGAAAGGCCUACCCCCUCCUCGGCCCCCCUCUCUCGACUCACCUCAACCCCUCUCACCCAAACCUCACCCUGCAUCACCCCUCUUUACCUCGUCCUCCUCCUCUUUCCCACCCUCCCCUCUUGCCUCCAGCUUCACAACCCAAGGACCCUUCCUCCUCCUUCCACCCAUCUUCAUCCUCUUCCUCAUCGUCCUCAUCUUCCUUUCCCGCGCCUCCCCCACCUCCUCCCCCGCCCCCGCCUCUCCCUCUCCCGUUGCUGCACUAUUCAAUGCAGCAGCUCUUCUCGCGCUCGCUCCACCACCAUCAACUCCCCCACCUCCCGCCGUCCCGCAAGGACUAUUUGAACUCCGACCCUUUCCUUGAGUUUUCGUCUCACCCGUCGUCUCACCCGUCCUUCCCCCCUCUCCCUUUGCUGGGUCACCUGGACCCGUCACUUGUUCGCCACGGAGGCCGAGAGAGGGAGAGAGGGAUGAGGGGAGACGGGGGCAUGAGAGGAGGCGGGGGGAUGGACGGGGGAGAGCUCUACCUGACAGCUGGGGGGACCCAAGAGGGCUUGUCUCCCUGCCAUCUGAAGAAAGCCAAGCUCAUGUUCUUCUACACUCGGUAUCCCAGCUCCAACACCCUGAAGACGUACUUCCCUGAUGUCAAGUUUAACCGCUGCGUGACCUCCCAGAUGAUUAAAUGGUUCAGUAACUUCAGAGAGUUCUUCUACAUCCAGAUGGAGCGAUUUGCUCGCCAGGCUGUCCGAGAGGCCCUCACCCGGGACGGCGCACCUCGUCUGGGCCGGGAGAGUCAGCUGCGAGUCGGCCGUGACACGGAGCUCUACCGCAUACUGAACAUGCACUACAAUAAGAGCAACAUCUACCAGGUUCCUGAGAGGUUCAUCGAGGUGUCCGAAGUGGCUCUGAGAGAAUUUUAUUCUGCCAUUUGGACCGGGAGGGACAGCGACCCCUGCUGGAAGAAAGGAAUCUAUAAAAUCAUCUGUAAACUUGACAGUCCUCUGCCGGAUGCGUUCAGGCUGCCCGGCUGUCCGGUCGGCUGAUUCCUGAACCGUUUCACAAAAAUGCACAAAUGCAUGCGAUUUACUUUUAAAAAAAAGAAAGAAAAUUUAUCAAAGCAUUCAUCAACUGUGAGAACUGCUACGAGGCUCACUCCUACAAUCCACCUCAUUCACAUAGAAGAAAAUAAAUCCUCAUGACACGGUGUGCGGAGGAAGACACGUAACAUACAUGCUUAAACCGACACGCACGCUGACACUCUGUAAUAAGAGUCUUGUGACUGGAACAUUGAAUUGGACAGAGCAGGAAUUCCCUCUGCAAACAUUCCUCAGCAGUCAGUUGACUUGUGCUUCUUGCAGGUUUGUUUAAAGUAAAAUACAGAGGUGCUGCAGCUCCACAGACUGUUUCUGCAAAUGAGGAAAUAUGCAUAGCUGCUGUGUGUGUAUGUGUGUGUGUGUGUGGUGUUUUGCAGAUGAAAAUAUAUGCAUCCCCUUGUAAAUUCCAUGACAAAACGCUCCUCUAUGCAUCCGCUCAGUGGUUUAAAUGUUUGGAAUACUUGCAGACAAAGUUUCCUCUGAGCUAAGAGCAGAAAAAUUCCAGCUUCCUGACAAACAUUUAAAAAAGAAAAGCAGUGAUAAACUUGCACAGUGACACCCAGACCAUUCAGUGCUGCUCUGCCUCAGUGGCGUUCUUUGUUAAAUAUAUGAUUGUUUGCUCAAUAUUACCUUUUAUUGUUGCCUUGUGUGUGUGUGUGUGUGUGUGUGUGUGUGUGUGUGUGUGGGCUUCUGGAUGCUUUUUCCAUUUUUUUCUGAAAUUUUCUCCAACAUCCGAUCUAAAUUUUUGUAUACAGGCUAGAAAAUCUUCACCAAAAAGCAGCUGUUAGUUGUGUAUUUGUAAGAAAAAGCCCUCGUUUCUGGUCAGUAUUUUCAAAUCGGUGGGUUUCUUUCGCUUGUACAUCCAUCUCUCUGUUCAGUAUUAAAUUAUUAUAGAGUUUUUGUACAUGACGGCACCAUGUAAUCAGAGUGUAAGUACAAUUCUGUCAGGAGGGACAGUAUAUUGAAUUUAAACUUUAAAUGUUUUGUUGUUUCCUUGAUGUACUCUUAUCGUUGAAACGUUUUCUUUUAAUGUGACGCUUGACUAAAUAGGCCACUCGCACAAUUCGUGUAUUUGUUUCCCCGAGGAGGAAACUUCUGCUCGAGCUGCUGUAUAUCACGACCCUUAUCUUGAAGAAAGCCGAGUUUGUGUUCAUGAAAAUGUUGGUGUUUUUUGAAGUGCAUGUUUCCUAGAUUUGCAGUUUUUAUGGCAUCUUCUGUUUCUCUCAUCUUUUCUAUUGUACAUAUUCUUCACUGUAGAAUCUGUGCCUCAUUUACGACUUUGGUGAAUUUUGAUGUUUGAACUUAUCGGCGAAUUAAAGUGAUACCAGGCUUGUGUCAUGA
Messenger RNA from Acanthochromis polyacanthus (spiny chromis), 4162 nucleotides. RefSeq names its product prospero homeobox 3 (gene prox3). Gene Ontology annotation, biological process: regulation of transcription by RNA polymerase II. Gene Ontology annotation, molecular function: RNA polymerase II cis-regulatory region sequence-specific DNA binding; DNA-binding transcription factor activity, RNA polymerase II-specific. The record is from RefSeq and is a predicted model, not a curated record. Gene Ontology annotation, cellular component: nucleus. The coding region runs from base 413 to 2770 and encodes 785 amino acids. Lineage: Eukaryota; Metazoa; Chordata; Actinopteri; Pomacentridae. The transcript has 7 exons.